Molecule: messenger RNA, 1833 nt
Organism: Fusarium pseudograminearum CS3096
Lineage: Eukaryota; Fungi; Ascomycota; Sordariomycetes; Hypocreales; Nectriaceae
Exons: 8
Coding region: 1-1833 (610 amino acids)
Biological process (GO): secondary metabolite biosynthetic process
Molecular function (GO): oxidoreductase activity, acting on CH-OH group of donors; flavin adenine dinucleotide binding
Source: RefSeq, a predicted model, not a curated record
AUGCCUACCCUUCAGGCCAUCACUUUAGCCGUCUUUAGCGGUCUACAGGUAGUUGCUGCAUCAGGCUACCCAAGAGCUGAAGAACCGAAGCUACGUGCAGAGUAUGAUUUUGUAAUUGUGGGAGCUGGAGCUGCUGGCCUCACUGUUGCAAACCGAUUGACUGAAGAUCCCGCUGUGACCGUACUCGUCAUUGAAGCCGGCGAUUUCGACAAGAACGAAGACUACGUGACCAUCCCUGGUCUUGCUGGAGGAGCAGUGGGAACUUCAUAUGAUUGGAAUCUAACUUAUCCUGCAACCGAAUCUUUGAACGGUCGCAAUGUCUCGAUCCCGUUGGGCAAAGUAGUCGGAGGAUCGACGAAGCUGAACCGUAUGAUCUAUGAUCGAGGAUCAAAGUCCGACUAUGAUCGUUGGGCUGAGCUCGGUAACAGUGACUGGCAGUGGAAGUCUCUACUGCCUUACUUCAAGAAGAACGAGAAAUUCACUCCUCCUACAGCUGAGAUCAAGAGUAAGUAUGGAGUUACCGUCGAUCCUUCUGCCCAUGGAUCUUCAGGCUUUAUCCAGACUACUUACUCGCCAUUUUUCUGGCCCAUCACGAAGAACUUCGUGCAAGCCGUCGGGGAGCUCGAUAUCAGCGUUGCCUUUGACCAAGCAAACGGUAACGCCAUCGGAGGAUACUUCUGUCCUCACAACACCAACCCCAAGACCAUCACCCGAUCCUCUGCGCAAGACUACUACAGUGCCGUCUCUAGCCGCAAGAAUCUCCAGUUGCUCUCAGGUCACCAAGUCACACGUGUGCUCACCAAGAAGAGUGGAAAGUCUGUCAUGACCACUGGCGUUGAGUUCGCCAAGAGCAAAGGAAGUAAGAAGACGACGGUCAAGGCGAAGAAGGAAGUCAUUCUUGCCGCUGGUUCAAUUCACACUCCUCAAAUCCUCCAGGUCUCUGGAAUUGGUGAUCCCGCUUUAUUGAAGAGUAUCGAUGUUCCUGUCGUUGUUGAUCUUCCGGCUGUUGGCCAAAACUUCCACGACCACGUUUUGCUCGCAGUUAUCAGCACUAUCAAUGCACCUCUUCAAACUGGCAACCUGACGAGCAACGCCACCUUUGCAGCUGAAGCCCGUGCUCAGUAUGACAACCAAAAGAAGGGACCUUACACUUCUCCUACCGGAGACUUCCUUCUUUUCAUGCCUCUCUCAAACUACACAAGCUCUGCUUCGGACAUCCACAAGAAGGCAUCCAGCCAAGACGGCACUAAGUUCCUACCCUCAGGUACUCCUUCAGAGGUUGCCAAUGGUUACAAGAAGCAGCAAAAGGUCCUCAACGACAAGUUGCUUGACACGAACUCUGCUAUUCUCGAGGUCAUAUGGAGCGACGGCACUGCAAUUCUCGGCCUUCAGCACCCAUACUCUCGUGGAUCUGUCAAGGCCAAGUCUUCCGACAUCUUUGACUCUCCGGAAGCCAACCCCGAGUUCUUGAAGAACCCUCUUGAUGUCGCGCUUCUCGUCGAAGGUGUUAAGUUUGCCCGAAAGCUCUCCGGUGCACCUUCUAUCAAGUCUCUUAGCCCCUUGGAAAUACUCCCUGGCGCUGACGUGACAAGCGACAGCGACAUUGAGAACUUUGUUCGUUCAAAUGCUGCAACUCUCUUCCAUCCCGCUGGUUCCUGCAAAAUCGGCAGCCGCAGCGAGGGUGGUGUAGUUGACCAGAAGCUUCGUGUUUACGGCAUUUCUGGUCUGAGGAUUGUUGAUGCUAGUGUCAUGCCUCUUCUGCCCGCAACACACACCAUGAGCACUGUGUACGCCAUGGCUGAAAAGGCUGCGGACUUGAUCAAGCAAGGUUAG